GGGAUGGGGGAAAAAAUAUAAUCCUCCAGCCCCUGCCCUGCCUGUGGUGAUAAGAGCAAUGCAAUCUUUUCUUUAACCGAGGCAGGGCAGUUUCAUUAUUCAGCAAACAAAGCCCUUUCAGGGAUUUCUGCAUUGUGGAUGUUUUCUCGGUUGUUUUGCACCAAAUUCGUCGCAGCAGCAAGGCCACAGAGUUUGCCUUGACUCCCCUCACUACCAAAAUAAAUGUACAGGGCAGGAUUGUUCCACUGAGCAGCUGUGACUGGGGAGAGAGAAGAAGGAAGGAGAUGGUACGUGCCGACAGCUCUAAACUGAUUGCGGUGAGGAUUGCUAUGUAUGAGAGAGUUCAGGGGGGAAACAGGAGGAAGUCACAGAGGCAGCCAAAGCUCACAGGAUGGCGAGAGCCAAGCUGAAGAAUUCCCCUUCUGAGAGCAAUUCCCAUGUCAAAACUGUCCCGCCUGCGACGACAGAAGAUGUCCAUGGGGUGAGCCCCUUGUUGCCGUCUCGGAGGAUGGGAUCCAUGGGGAGUGAUGUCGGACAAAGGCCUCACGCCGAGGACUUCAGCAUGGAUUCCUCCUUCUCACAGGUGCAGGUCGAGUUCUACGUGAAUGAAAACACCUUCAAGGAGCGGCUGAAGCUCUUCUUCAUCAAAAACCAGCGAUCCAGCCUGAGGAUCCGGCUCUUCAACUUCUCCCUGAAGCUGCUCACGUGCCUCCUGUACAUCGUCCGUGUCCUGCUCGACAACCCCGAGGAGGGCAUAGGCUGCUGGGAAUGUGAAAAGCAGAAUUACACAGCAUUUAACCAGUCCACGAACAUAAACUGGUCACACAUCUUCUGGGUGGACAGAAAAACACCGCUGUGGGCUGUGCAGGUCAGCAUCGCUCUCAUCAGCUUUCUGGAGACCAUGCUGCUCAUCUAUCUCAGCUACAAGGGGAACAUCUGGGAGCAGAUUUUUCGCAUUUCCUUCAUCCUUGAGAUGAUCAACACGGUGCCGUUUAUUAUCACGAUAUUCUGGCCUCCUCUGCGGAAUUUGUUCAUUCCUGUGUUUCUGAACUGCUGGCUGGCCAAGUACGCCCUGGAGAACAUGAUAAACGACCUGCACCGAGCCAUCCAAAGGACCCAGUCUGCGAUGUUUAACCAGGUGCUCAUUCUGAUCUGCACCCUCCUGUGUCUCGUUUUCACGGGGACCUGUGGCAUCCAGCAUUUAGAAAGAGCAGGUGAGAAGCUCUCCCUCUUCAAGUCCUUCUAUUUCUGCAUCGUCACCUUUUCCACCGUGGGCUACGGAGAUGUGACACCAAAGAUCUGGCCUUCCCAGCUCCUCGUCGUCAUCAUGAUCUGCGUCGCCCUGGUCGUGCUGCCGCUCCAGUUCGAGGAGCUCGUCUACCUGUGGAUGGAGCGGCAGAAGUCGGGCGGCAACUACAGCCGGCACCGCGCCCAGACGGAGAAACACGUCGUGCUCUGCGUCAGCUCCCUCAAGAUUGAUCUCCUCAUGGACUUCCUCAACGAGUUCUAUGCCCACCCACGCCUGCAGGAUUACUACGUGGUGAUCCUUUGCCCAACAGAGAUGGACAUCCAGGUGCGGCGGGUCCUGCAGAUCCCUCUGUGGUCGCAGCGAGUGAUCUACCUCCAGGGCUCUGCACUGAAGGACCAGGACCUCAUGAGAGCCAAGAUGGACAAUGGAGAAGCCUGUUUCAUCCUCAGCAGCCGGAAUGAGGUGGACCGGACCGCAGCGGACCACCAGACCAUCCUGAGGGCCUGGGCUGUCAAAGACUUCGCUCCAAACUGUCCCCUCUACGUUCAGAUCUUAAAGCCAGAAAACAAAUUUCAUGUCAAGUUUGCAGAUCACGUUGUCUGUGAAGAGGAGUGCAAAUACGCCAUGCUGGCACUGAACUGUGUCUGCCCUGCCACCUCCACCCUCAUCACGCUGCUGGUGCACACCUCCCGUGGCCAGGAGGGCCAGGAGUCCCCGGAGCAGUGGCAGCGGAUGUACGGGCGCUGCUCGGGCAAUGAGGUCUAUCACAUCCGCAUGGGAGACAGCAAGUUCUUCAUGGAGUACGAGGGGAAGAGCUUCACCUACGCCGCCUUCCACGCGCACAAGAAGUACGGCGUGUGCCUGAUCGGCAUCCGGAGGGAGGAGAACAAGAGCAUCCUGCUGAACCCCGGCCCACGGCACAUCAUGGCAGCAUCCGACACCUGCUUCUACAUCAACAUCACCAAGGAGGAGAACUCUGCCUUCAUCUUCAAGCAGGAGGAGAAGCAGAAGAAGAAGGGCUUUGCGGGGAGGGGCAACUACGACGGCCCGUCCCGCCUGCCCGUGCACAGCAUCAUCGCCAGCAUGGGUACAGUGGCCAUGGACCUGCAGAACACGGAAUGUCGCCCUGCCAACAGCAGCAAACUGACUCUGCCGGCCGAGAACGGCUCCGGGAACCGCCGGCCCAGCAUCGCCCCCGUCCUGGAGCUGGCAGACACCUCGUCCCUGCUGCCCUGCGACCUGCUCAGCGACCAGUCCGAGGACGAGAUGACACAGUCGGACGAGGAGGGGUCGGCAGUUGUGGAGUAUGUGAAGGGUUACCCCCCAAACUCCCCCUACAUUGGGAGCUCCCCAACUCUGUGCCACCUUUUGCCUGAGAAAGCCCCAUUCUGCUGCCUGAGGCUGGACAAGGGCUGCAAGCACAACAGCUUUGAGGAUGCCAAAGCCUACGGGUUCAAGAACAAACUGAUCAUCGUUUCGGCAGAGACGGCGGGGAACGGGCUGUACAACUUCAUCGUGCCCCUCCGGGCCUACUAUCGGUCCCGCAAAGAGCUGAACCCCAUCGUGCUGCUGCUGGACAACAAGCCUGAGCACCACUUUCUGGAAGCCAUUUGUUGUUUCCCCAUGGUUUACUACAUGGAGGGCACCAUCGACAACCUGGACAGCUUGCUGCAGUGUGGCAUCAUCUACGCCGACAACUUGGUGGUGGUGGACAAGGAGAGCACCAUGAGCGCCGAAGAGGACUACAUGGCAGAUGCAAAGACCAUUGUCAACGUCCAGACCAUGUUCAGGCUCUUCCCCAGCCUCAGCAUUAUCACGGAGCUGACCCAUCCCUCCAACAUGAGGUUCAUGCAGUUCAGAGCAAAGGACAGCUACUCUCUUGCCCUUUCCAAACUAGAAAAGAGAGAGAGAGAGAAUGGGUCCAACUUGGCCUUCAUGUUCCGGCUGCCCUUUGCAGCCGGGAGGGUCUUCAGCAUCAGCAUGUUGGACACGCUGCUCUACCAGUCGUUCGUGAAGGAUUACAUGAUCACCAUCACCCGGUUGCUGCUGGGCCUCGACACCACACCAGGCUCUGGAUACCUCUGUGCUAUGAAGAUCACUGAGGAUGACCUGUGGAUCCGGACGUACGGCCGCCUCUUCCAGAAGCUCUGCUCCUCCAGUGCAGAGAUUCCCAUCGGGAUUUACAGGACGGAGUCGCACAUGUUCGCCACCUCUGAGCCCCACGACAUCAGAGCGCAGUCACAGAUCUCAAUCAAUGUUGAGGACUGCGAGGACACCAAGGACAUCAAGGAGCACUGGGGGAUCAAGACGAGCCACCACAGGAACUCGUGCUCCAGCGACCAGUCGGAGCAUCCCCUGCUGCGGCGCAAGAGCAUGCAGUGGGCCCGGCGGCUGAGCAGGAAGGGCAACAAGCACUCCAGCAAGACGGCCGAGUGGAUCAGCCAGCAGCGCCUGAGCCUGUACCGGCGCUCCGAGCGGCAGGAGCUGUCCGAGCUCGUCAAGAACCGUAUGAAGCACCUGGGCCUGCCCACCACCGGGUACGAGGAUGUAGCAAAUUUAACAGCCAGUGAUGUGAUGAAUCGGGUAAACCUGGGAUAUUUGCAAGAUGAGAUGAACGACCACCAGAACACCCUGUCCUACGUCCUGAUCAACCCUCCCCCAGACACGCGGCUGGAGCUCAACGACAUCGUGUACCUGAUCCGCUCCGACCCGCUGGCCCACGUGGCCAACGACGGCCACAGCCGCAAGAGCAGCUGCAGCAACAAGCUGGGCUCCAGCAACCCCGAAACGCGCGACGAGACCCAGCUGUGA
Corapipo altera (White-ruffed manakin) is the source of this 4060-nucleotide messenger RNA. RefSeq names its product potassium sodium-activated channel subfamily T member 1 (gene KCNT1). Gene Ontology annotation, molecular function: intracellular sodium-activated potassium channel activity. Gene Ontology annotation, biological process: potassium ion transport. Gene Ontology annotation, cellular component: membrane. The transcript has 32 exons. The record is from RefSeq and is a predicted model, not a curated record. Bases 392 to 4060 code for a protein of 1222 amino acids. NCBI's taxonomy places the organism in Eukaryota, Metazoa, Chordata, Aves, Passeriformes, Pipridae.